AUGCAGAACAGGAGUUUAUAGCUCUUGGCACAAGUGAUACUUCUAACUAAUAGUCAGGUGAGCGAUAAGGCCUGUGGGCCUCUUGUUUGAUAUAUUUUCUCUCUUUUAUACCGUUUUAUAUAGUGUCAAAACUUGUUUUAGAACACUUAAAGCAUCACAGCAGUCGGACAGCACACACACACACACACCAUUUAUAUAUAUAAAAAGAUUUAAAUUGAGAAAUGUGCAACCAUGGGCACAGCUAUUUCCCGUUUACCUAUAUGACAGGUUUUUGUUGUUUUGUUUUGUUUUGGGUUUGUUUUUGGGGUGUUUUUUUUGGUUUGUUUGUUUGUUUUUUGUUUGUUUUUUGUUUUUUGGUUUCUUUAUUGUUGUUUUUGUUUGUUUGUUGUUGAUUUUUUUUUUGCGCUAUGGUCAUUAUAGUCAUUAUUGUCAUUAUGACGUCACUUUGUUCUGUAAACAGCGAGAUCAAUCUUAAACUACAGCAUCUAAGUUUUAAAACUUCAUCAUAAAAUUCAUUCCGUGUAAAAUCUUCCAGCAGUCCCUGCGUGGUGUUGUAUCUCGAUCCGUGUGAUGAGUAUCUGUCAUUGUUUGUCUCUCUUCAAUGUACAGAUGGCGUUUGGAAUCAAUAUACUUAUUUUAUUUCAAAGUGAACUGUGAAAUUGACAAUCAUGUACAGAAAAUAUAUUAAUGGUUUGCUGUUUUUUGUCUACAUACUGGUCAUUGUGGGCGUACUUCAGCAUCUCCUAAUUACCCGGAAGUACAAAUGGCAGACCAAGCUUCUGACGGUAUGGGCUCGUUUUGCAAUGAACGAUUCUAUCUCACAUGAUAUAAAUUUAACUAACAUGACGUCAAGGGAGUUAAUGACGACCGUAUCCACCCACCAGGCAUCAUACACAAAAGUUGAACAUCUUAUAAAAACUAGUAUCAAACCGAAUUUACACACAGUCUCAAGUACACCAGUGAAGAAUUCCACGAUCAAAAAGAUUGAAUUAAAAACUUUAUCUGUGACUUCUCUUGAGAAGAAACCUAGAUUAUUUCUAUGCACAGGCAUUAUGGGUAGGCUAGGCAACCACUUGUUUGAGUUUGCCUCUGGAUAUGGCGUAGCCGCCAAGAAGAACAUGAUCUCAGUUAUUCGGCGGAAAGGUUCGGUAGACUCCGUGUUUGAGCUAAAAAAUGACAGUCAUCUUCUGCUUUCGUCUGACCGGAAGGAAUGUGAGCACGUACCGACGCGAUACGAGAGAUGGUGCAGUCGAUAUGAUCCGCAACUGGAGAAUUUCACCGUCAACUCCAACAUGUGGAUCGGAUGGGGUCUACAAUCGUGGAAAUAUUUCAAUGAUUCUUAUCAAAGUCUGCGAAAACAAAUGACGUUUAGGAAACACAUUCGUGAUAAAGCAACCCAAAUACAGGAUAGGACGUUUAAAAAAUUCAAUUUUACGUCACGGUCUGACGUCACAUUUGUUGGAAUUCAUAUUCGGAGAGGGGACAUGUUGACGGAUCCUCUGGGUUAUGACGUAGCUACCCCUGAAUAUAUUUCUCGUGCAGUGGCUUAUUUCAAAAAUUACACAAACACUAUUUUUAUAGUAUGUUCCUUGGAUUUAACUUGGUCUCAAAAACAUAUGCCAAAGAACGUGAGAGUUGAGUACAGCGUUGGAAACGCACGUGAUGUGGACUUGGCUCUUUUAGCCUCUUCUGACCACAUGAUUCAAACAGUCGGUACUUUUGGAUGGUGGGCUGGUUGGUUAAACAAUGGAAAAGUAAUUUAUUAUAAAUGGCCUGCAAAGGAGAAAGGAAGGUUACGAGGGACGUUUAGUUCGGAUUACUCGGAUUUUUUCAUGCCUCAUUGGAUUGGAAUGUAGUAAAGGCAUUCAUACAAUGCACGAGAUUCUGACGUAUAUCGGGUCAACAAAAUUAUAUAUAUUUAUACAUUACUCUUCCUUCAACUAGUUUUUAAGAAAAUAUUUUUAAAAAGAAUAUAUGCACAGAAUAUUAAUUAAUCGAUCCUCAAAUAGUGAAAAUAUAUACAUUAUGUUGUCUUAUUGCAAAAGAAUAUUACUACGUCUUGACCGUACAUAUAAGUACUUACAGAGUUUUCUAAUGAAUUGUAAACAUGAGUGUGAACUUGUUUGUGAAUGCGUGCGUCCUCGUGGGCCACCGGGCUAUCAUGAGAAAAUAUUAGGUACAUGAAUAUCCUAGACAUAUGUUUAUCCCAAAUAUUUAUAGUUUUUUUGACAUUUUCAUAAUGGAGCCGGUAUUGUGAUGAGAUUAGUAUUAAAGCAUUCAGCGGCUCGUCCGACAACACAUCAAUUAGGGUUACCAAUAGUUCCAUUGUCAUUUGUAUCAUAAGGACAAUGACUGUCAUUGUUGUUUACGGGCAACAGGUUUUGGUCCAUCGAUAAGAAUAUUGAUCUCGAUCUCUCUCUCGAUCUCUCUCUUUCUCUCUCGGUCUCUCUCACAUUACUAGGAAAGAUUUAAUUAUACUGUCAAUUCUGUUUAAUCAAGUACAAUAAGGUCAUGGAUAUAUCAAACUCAAGUAAUGUGUCAUCUCGUGAUUUUUAAUAAAGACAUUUCUCAAUGAAA
Messenger RNA from Ostrea edulis (European flat oyster), 2577 nucleotides. RefSeq names its product galactoside alpha-(1,2)-fucosyltransferase 2-like. Bases 669 to 1856 code for a protein of 395 amino acids. The transcript is spliced from 2 exons. Gene Ontology annotation, cellular component: membrane. Gene Ontology annotation, biological process: carbohydrate metabolic process. Gene Ontology annotation, molecular function: galactoside 2-alpha-L-fucosyltransferase activity. The record is from RefSeq and is a predicted model, not a curated record. NCBI's taxonomy places the organism in Eukaryota, Metazoa, Mollusca, Bivalvia, Ostreida, Ostreidae.